AUGGGGUCUAUCGCAAAGAAGGGAUUGCAGCAGUAUUUAAUACAACUCCAACAACAUCCUUUAAGAACCAAGAUGAUAACUGCAGGAACGAUGUCAGCGAUCAGUGAUAUAGUGGCGCAGAAGCUCACUGGGAUUCAAAAAAUUCAAUUCAGACGACUUCUUCUCAAAGUGAUUUUUGGCGCUGCCUAUCUGGGACCGCUUGGGCAUUUUUUUCACAUUUUGCUGGACAAAAUUUUUAAAGGGAAGAAGGAUACAAAAACUGUUGCCAAGAAGGUGGUGGUGGAGCAACUGACGUGGUCGCCUUGGAACAAUCUCUUUUUCAUGAUUUACUAUGGGUUGGUCGUUGAUGGAAGACCAUGGAUCCAUGUGAAAUCCAAAAUUAAGAAGGAAUAUCCAACUGUUCAGUAUACAUCAUGGACGUUCUGGCCAGUUGUUGGAUGGGUAAAUCACCAAUAUGUACCACUUCAGUUGCGGGUUGUAGUCCAAAGUGUUGUUGCAUGUUUCUGGGGAAUAUUUUUGAAUCUGCGAGCAAGGUCUAUGCCACUAACAAAAGGUUAA
Fraxinus pennsylvanica is the source of this 558-nucleotide messenger RNA. The record is from the annotation of a GenBank genome assembly. Lineage: Eukaryota; Viridiplantae; Streptophyta; Magnoliopsida; Lamiales; Oleaceae.